Molecule: messenger RNA, 498 nt
Organism: Dujonia railenensis
Lineage: Eukaryota; Fungi; Ascomycota; Pichiomycetes; Serinales; Debaryomycetaceae
Source: the annotation of a GenBank genome assembly
AUGACCUCUUCUAAAUAUAAAUAUACUAUAGGAUUUAUACGCUGCGUAGAAACAAACCAAGUUCUAUUACUAAAUAGGCAAAAAGCUCCCUGGAUGGGGAGAUGGAACGGUGUAGGAGGAAAACUCGAUCCUAAUGAAUCGCCCUAUGAUUGUAUAGUAAGAGAAACCUUAGAAGAAACGGGGCUUGAAUUGCCGCAAUAUGUAGCUAGGGGCGUUUUGACUUGGGAGACUGAUGGCGUAGAUGUAGGUGGUGGGUAUCUCUUUACCGCUGAUGUAAGCAAAGAAAUGGUUGCAAAUUAUGCGACACCCAAGGUCUUCUGUCAUGAAGGAAUUCUUGAUUGGAAAUUACUCGAUUGGAUCCUAAACAAGGAUAAUGUCGGUAUUGUAGACAAUAUACGUCUUGUUAUGGACAAUUUGUUCGAGGCUAAGGAGAAUGAUAUUUUUAAGACUAAAUAUAGGGAUGGUCGCUUGGAAUCUGUAGUGUAUUCUAGAGGGUAA